Solanum pennellii is the source of this 1014-nucleotide messenger RNA. RefSeq names its product chaperone protein dnaJ 72. The record is from RefSeq and is a predicted model, not a curated record. The transcript has 3 exons. Lineage: Eukaryota; Viridiplantae; Streptophyta; Magnoliopsida; Solanales; Solanaceae. Bases 171 to 731 code for a protein of 186 amino acids.
ACACUAUAAUUACAUGGAUUAAUGAAGAGCUCACGGCCAUGGAAGCUCCACGAUCAUGUCACGCAGUUCUCACUUUUUCUGCCAUGAAUAAACUUACAUAGCUCUGAAACCUUCAUCUCCAUCUCCUCUAAAAUUGACCCAAUUUCGGUCAGACACCAAAAAAUCCAUCAAUGGAUCAUUACAGAGUUUUAGGGUUAACACGAAGUGCUAGCAAGGAAGAAAUCAAGCAAGCGUUUCGGAAAUUGGCAAUGGAAUUUCAUCCCGACAAGCACGCACAUUCUUCACAUCAGUUGAAGGAAAACGCUACGCUCAAAUUCAAGCAAGUUUCCGAAGCUUAUGAGAUUCUGAUCGACGAUCGCAAACGCGCUGAUUACAAUAUCCGGUCCAAUAGUUACCGGAAUUCAGCGAAUAAUUAUGGCGGUAAUAGUGACUAUUAUAAUCGUAGUUAUCAGAACGGGUAUAGAAAUAGCUAUAAUUAUGGGUAUGGGUAUAGUCGGCCUGCUGAUGCCGGCGGUUCUGCAAGUAUUGUUACCAAAUUCGAGAUGGUUCUGCGGUUCAUGACGACAAGGGCGUUUCUCCUCAAUGCUGCACUUGCCGGUGUGUUGUUAGGUGCAACAUAUGUAGUUGAUGCAGGUGGGGAGGCACUAUGGAAGAUGCGAAAUUCUGGAAAAUCGUUUGAAGAAGCAAUGGAAUCUGUAGAAAAAGCUAAAGCAUUUGAUGACAAAAGAUGAAAGGGGUUGUUUGUUAUGUCGACGGGUUAGAAAUUGCUCAUGGACAUACAAUGCAUCAUACCUUGAUCUUCAAUUGAUAUCAAAAUUGCAAAAUGUGUUGGGGGGUUGAGCAACGAUAAAUCCUUGUAUAUAAGAGAGAAAUUAUAUUGAGUGGCAUUGCUGUUUUUGUAUGAUGUAAUAUUAUAACUUUAUAACCACAUAAAAAUGUGUAUAGAUGUAGCCUGUUGCUAGUCAAAUAAAUAUAACUCGACUUGCCUAAAGAUGACAAUAUUAUUCCUCUGAA